GUCGCGGGUGCCACCUGCCGUGCUGUGCUGCCAACAGUUCGGCAAAAGUUCGUCCGACCGAUGAGGGGCACACGUGUAGUGCGACUGGACUAGCAUCCCGACAAGUCGUCGCGACAAUCCGAACGCAAGGCUGGUGUUCCCCCUCUCCCAAUCAUCGCGAUCCUCGAUCUUCCCAAACCUAAUCAUGGCCGCCGAUCCAAUACCGAGCAAAGCCGCUCUCUCCCUCCUCGACAACAUCGCUUCCCUCAGCGCCGGUUUCAAAAAUGGCGAAAGUGGCGCAAGAGAAGGAUUGCUGGAUGCAUGUCGCAGCCUCAUUGCAGAAGUCAGUCACCCAUCAGAAAACAUGCUGCAACUACUCUGGGCGCAACCCGCACACCUGUCCACCCUCUGGAUGGCCGUCGAGGUAAAACUCUUCCAAGCCAUGCGCUCCAUCCCGGAGACUGGAGCCAGCAGCCUAGAAAUCGCAAGCAAAUGCGACAAAAACGUCGAUCCCGUCAUCGUCGCACGCAUGCUCCGGCACCUCGCCGCCAUGGGCACAGUGCGCGAGGCAGGCCCUGAUACCUUUGCCAAUACACCCACCUCCAGUGCCUUCGCUGAGCAAUCAUACCAAGACUCCAUUUUGUACAUUGCCGAAGACUUCCAGCCCGUGCACCACUCUAUGAAAUCAUACUUCGAACAGAGGAAUUGGAAAUGUCCUGAGAGCGGACUUGAUGCGCCAUUUCAGCAUAAUUACAAUUGCAAAGGGAGUCAUUACUUUGAGUACUUUCAGCAGAAUCCCGAAAUGGGGCGGAGGUUUGCUAGCAUGAUGGGUUCGUGGAGUAAGGGGCGGCCGAGGUGGUUUGAUGGGGGGUAUUAUCCUGUGAAGGAGAGAUUGAUUGAGGGGGCGGAGGGGAAGAAGCCGUUUUUGGUUGAUGUUGGGGGUGGAUCGGGACAUGAUAUCGAAGGUCUGCGAGAGGCGUUUGAAGGUCAAUUGCCGGGUGAGCUGGUAUUGCAGGAUCGACCUGAAAUCGUUGAGCUGGCGAAACUUGGACCUGGUGCUGAAGCGAUGCCACACGACUUCAUGACUGAGCAGCCUGUUAAGGGUGCAAGGGCGUAUUAUCUGCACUCCAUCAUUCAGGAUUGGAAUGACGAGGUUAAUACGCAAAUUCUCAAGGCGAUCGUGCCGGCUAUGAAGAAGGGGUAUUCCAAGAUUCUGAUUAACGAUUUUGUCCUGCCGGAUCAAGGCGCGCAUUGGGCGCAGACAUGUCUGGACUGGGAGCUCAUGGCUAGUCUUGGGGCUAGACAUCGUACGGAAGAGGAGCACCGCAAGAUGUAUGAAGGUGCGGGGCUGAAGAUGACGGGCGUUUGGCGGCAUCCGCAUAGUCUGGACUCGUUGAUUGAGCUUGAGCUGGCGUGAGGAGGUUUCGAGACCACAGCACGGUCGCGACUCAUCAUUUAUGAAAAACAACUUCUAUUACCUAGUACCCGCGGUAACGACCAUGACGGACG
This is a messenger RNA of Alternaria rosae, 1488 nucleotides long. Its product is annotated as O-methyltransferase. Gene Ontology annotation, molecular function: O-methyltransferase activity. The record is from RefSeq and is a predicted model, not a curated record. The coding region runs from base 185 to 1396 and encodes 403 amino acids. The transcript has 2 exons. Lineage: Eukaryota; Fungi; Ascomycota; Dothideomycetes; Pleosporales; Pleosporaceae.